UAUGAUCCAUCUCUGAUUCUAAUAUUUAGAAAUAGUAAUCAUGGGAGAUGCGGCUGUUUCGGCCCUUGUGACAGAGGUGGUGGGGAGGCUGACGUCUGAACUUAUCAAAGAGUUCAAUCUGCUUUGGGGACUCGAAGAUGAUAUUUCGAGUCUCAAGGAUGAUUUUGAGCAGAUCCAAGCUGUUCUUCAAGACGCAGAAGAGAAACGUGUCAAGAAUAACGCUGUAGAGGUAUGGCUUAAGCGUCUCAGAUCAGCAUCCUUGAAGGUAGAAAAUGUGUUGGACGACAUCUCAACUGAAGCUUUGCUACAACGUCUAUACAAAGAAAGGGGCUUCAAACACAGGGUAAGAGCCUUCUUCUCCUCCGAUCAUAAUCAACUUAUGUUCCGUGUAAGGGUUGCUCACAGAGUUAGAGUCCUAAGAAGAAAACUGGAUGCCGUUGCAUCCCAUAGAUCUAGGUUAGGUUUGUCACAUAGUGAUGUGAGUCGUGUAGAUGUUGGCGUUGUAGUUGAGAUGCCAGAUAGGGAAACUAGCUCUCUUAUACAUGAUUCUUCAGUGAUCUUCGGAAGAGAUGAAGAGAUGGAGAAGGUUACUAGAACAAUAUGUGACAAAGAUUUAGGAAAACAUGAAGAUGGUAAGAUUCGGGUGUAUGGUAUAUGGGGUAUGGGAGGUCUGGGAAAGACUACUCUUGCUCAGUUAGUCUACAACCAUGAAAGGGUGACUAAAUGUUUCGAGUUGAGAUGUUGGGUAUACGUGUCUCAAAACUUCCAAGUUAAAGACACAGUAAAAAGAAUCAUCGAAUCCAUUGAUGGACGUGGGUGUACACUUACAACCCUAGAUACGUUGCAAGAUUCCCUUCGAAGUAAGUUAACGGGAAAGAAAUUUUUAGUUGUACUAGAUGACGUUUGGAUUGAAGAUGGUGAAAAGAGUAAGUGGGACCAAUUAAGUGAAAUAUUAAGUUGUGGGGCUGAAGGAAGUAUGGUUGUGACGACAACACGAUUCCAAACGACUAGUCGAAUGAUGGCCAAGGUUCCCGAGUUACAACAUGAACUCGGAUGCUUAUCUGAAAAGGACUCGUGGUUAUUGUUCAAGAAGUUUGCAUUUGCAAAAGGAAGAGAAUGGGACAACAUAAGUGAGCUAGAGCCUAUCGGAAUGGAGAUAGUUAAGAAAUGUCAAGGACUGCCUUUGGCAGUGAAGACAUUGGGUAGCUUAAUGUGGUCAAAAAGCAGUAGCAAUGAUUGGAAACGUGUGAAAGACAACCACAUAUGGGAGUUGCAAGAAAGUAAGGUCUUGCCUGCGUUGAAGUUAAGUUAUGAUACCUUGCUUCCACAUUUAAAGAGAUGUUUUGCUUAUUGUUGUUUGUUUCCUAAAGGCUAUGAGAUGGAGAAGGAUGUAUUGAUUUCGGUGUGGGCAUCUAACGGUUUAAUUCCACCUAGAGGAGAAAACGACUUGUAUGUGCUUGGGGAAGAAAUUUUAAAUUGUUUGGUUUGGAGGUCCUUCUUCCAGGUUGGCAGAUUCUCUAAUGAGUAUAAAAUGCAUGAUCUGAUGCACGACCUGGCAGAGGAUGUGAUGGGAGAUGAUUGUUUAGUUAUACAACCUGGUAGGGAGGCUAGAAUCACAAAUGAGGUACUUCAUGUGAGCUCGUCAUGUCCGGAUGAAAAGUUCCAAUUUUCGUCUGAGGAUUUAGAAAAGUUAACGUCAUUAAAGUCUAUAUUCAUGUUUGGGUAUAAAUAUCAACGUGACAUUCGCCAGAUUUGCAACCACAUGUAUCAAAGAGUAUUAUACUUGUGUGAGAUAGGGUUAAGUGCGUUACCCGAAUCAAUUUGCAAACUCAAACAUCUGAGAUACUUGAAUUUAUCUGGUUCGCGUAUAGAAGUUUUACCGAAGUCAAUUAUGUAUCUCCAAAACUUGCAGUACUUGAUAUUAUCAUACUCAGAUAUAAAAGUUUUACCAGAGUCGAUUGUUUAUCUCCAAAACUUGCAAGUGUUGAUUUUGUGUGGUUGUUUUGAACUGUGUAAGUUUCCUGAAGGCCUGAGAUACAUGAGUUCUCUUCAACAUUUGGACCUCAAGGACACUUUUAAUCUGAUGCAUUUGCCUUUAGGAGUCCAAGAACUAACUAGUCUCAAAUGGCUUCCAUGGUUUCCUGUUGGUAACGAGAGUGGGGCUAAAAUAGGGGAAUUGGGGGGUCUAAAUCUUCUCAAGAGGCUGGGGAUAACAAAACUUGAGAACGUUGGAGGUUUAAGUGAGGCCAAGAGUGCCAACCUCAAAUGCAAAUCAAAUCUGUCUGUUUUGCGUUUAGAAUGGAAUGAGUUUCAUAUGAAUGAACACGAUGAAGAGGUACUUGAGGGACUAGAACCAAAUCCAUGUCUCACGGAAUUGGUUAUAUCUCGUUACAUGGGAAAGAAUAUUUCUCCAAGUUGGAUGGUCAACUUAAAUAACUUGGUUAGAAUUCAUGUUUCUGGGUGUUUGAACUGUGAGUGUAUUCCAGCACUUGGGAGAUUACCCAGUCUUAGGAGCAUCAAGUUGCAGUUCAUGACGUCUUUAAAGUGUUUCCAUGAUGACAACACAAACAAGUCAGGAGACACCACCACUAUGUUUCCUUCUUUACAAAAUCUGGACAUUGGUUUCUGUCCUUGUUUGGAAACCUUACCAAGUAACCUUCCAAAGCUCAAGGUUUUAAGAUUAAGAAACUGCUAUGAAUUAGUUUCUCUACCGGAUGAGAUUCAAAGUUUCAAAGACCUGAAUGAACUUGUGAUAACGGAUUGUAAACAUCUAUCUGAAAGGUAUGAAAAAGAGAAGGGUGUGGAUUGGCCUAAAAUUUCUCACAUUCCCAAUAUCCGUAUCGAUCCUCCUCCAAGAGGAUGGUGAUAAAGAAGAUGAAGAUAAGAUUGAUGGGAUUAAAGAGACCAACGAAUGAUGGCAAUUGGUGACUUAACUUGAGAAUGGGUAAUUACACACAAUGUGGUAUAAACGCUUGGUACAUUUACUUAAUUAAAUUUGCGGUAUAAACGCUUGGUACAUUUUGAAGCCGGGUAAUUACACACAAUGUGGUUCCUAGUUAUCUUUGUAAUUUUCUUUUGAAGCUUUGCAAUUAAAUAAUGUGUGUGAUUGAAUGUAUCAUUUGAAACACCUUUUUAUUCCAGUUAUAUGUACAGAUCAUGUCA
This is a messenger RNA of Helianthus annuus (common sunflower), 3162 nucleotides long. RefSeq names its product disease resistance protein RGA2-like. Bases 41 to 2866 code for a protein of 941 amino acids. Lineage: Eukaryota; Viridiplantae; Streptophyta; Magnoliopsida; Asterales; Asteraceae. The transcript is spliced from 2 exons. The record is from RefSeq and is a predicted model, not a curated record. Gene Ontology annotation, molecular function: ADP binding; protein binding. Gene Ontology annotation, biological process: defense response to other organism.